This is a messenger RNA of Misgurnus anguillicaudatus (oriental weatherfish), 6278 nucleotides long. Lineage: Eukaryota; Metazoa; Chordata; Actinopteri; Cypriniformes; Cobitidae. The record is from RefSeq and is a predicted model, not a curated record.
AAACCUUACAUGAUUGGACAAAACAGAAAAAGGCGGUGUCAUUUUUUCGGGGAAGAAAUUAACGGAGUAGAAAAAGAUGACUUUUCAAGAAUCGAUAUUUCAUUGAAAAUGAAAAUUUGUUUUAAUUGAAAAUGAACAUGAUCGAUCAUACUAACCAGAAGCGCGCAUGUAAACAAAGGCGGAUCUUUUGGGAUUUGUCCCUAUUUUUCGUUGUUUUGGAUUAAAAUUGCGGGAUGCAUUUUAAAGAGUGGACACUUACUGGUGUUGAGAUGAUAUAGGAUCACGACGAUUCCCUUCAGCGGAAGAGCUGUCUUCUGCUUUGAAUAACGGGUCGACUCUCCUGUUUGUUAAGGAGAAUCGGCCCGUUGUUGCAAUCAGCAGACCUCUAUCUGCUCCUGAAUUCACUGAGCCCUCCGUCCCUGUGUCACAGGAGGAGGCGCUCAGUGAACCGGGCAGUCCGCAUGAGGGAAACACAGUGGAUGCUGAGGUUUCGGUGAGGCCGUUGUCUACAGCAGAGGAAGCCUGUCCAGAGGAGAAGGCCAUGGUCAAGGUUGAAGACACUGAGGAGGAGGCGUCAGAGUCUUCUCCUGAUCAUGUGCUUUCUCCAGUGUCUGGUUCAGGCUCUGUCACCAGCUCUCUUACUGAAGGGAGUUCCUCUGUUGUGGACGACGAGCCUCCACUCAGCAUCCAACCAGUGCUGUCGCUGCCUUGGGUCGGUGAGGUGGUCCCCAUAGAGGACAUGAAGCCACCAGCUCCCACGAAAGGUUUUCCAGUUUGGAAAGACCUAGGGGACACGGUGGACCUUCAUGUCGCUCAUGAGGAGACCACACCACCAUCCUCCACUCAGGCAGCCGACACACAUCAGGGCGAUGCUCUCAGCUCUGUGAUGUCUGAAUUGACACCAGCUGAUCGAGCCGCCGCUCCCCCAUCUCCUGCGUUAUCAACAGCAGAGGAAGCCUGUCCAGAGGAGAAGGCCAUGGUCAAGGUUGAAGACACUGAGGAGGAGGCGUCUUCAUCUGAUCAUGUGCUUUCUCCAGUGUCUGGUUCAGGCUCUGUCACCAGCUCUCUUACUGAAGGGAGUUCCUCUGUUGUUGCCGACUGGAGUGAGGUUGAGCCCCUUAGCAUGGCACCAGUGCUGUCGCUGCCUUGGGUCGGUGAGGUGGUCCCCAGAGACGACAUGAAGCCACCAGCUCCCACGAAAGGUUUUCCAGUUUGGAAAGACCUAGGGGACACGGUGGACCUUCAUGUCGCUCAUGAGGAGACCACACCACCAUCCUCCACUCAGGCAGCCGACACACAUCAGGGCGAUGCUCUCAGCUCUGUGAUGUCUGAAUUGACACCAGCUGAUCGAGCCGCCGCUCCCCCAUCUCCUGCGUUAUCAACAGCAGAGGAAGCCUGUCCAGAGGAGAAGGCCAUGGUCAAGGUUGAAGACACUGAGGAGGAGGCGUCUUCAUCUGAUCAUGUGCUUUCUCCAGUGUCUGGUUCAGGCUCUGUCACCAGCUCUCUUACUGAAGGGAGUUCCUCUGUUGUUGAUGACUGGAGUGGGGUUGAGCCCCUCAGCAUGGAACCAGUGCUGUCUCUGCCGUGGAUCGGUGAGGUGGUCCCCAGAGAUGAAAUGAAGCCACCGGCCACCGUGAAAGAAGGUUUUCCAGAGUGGAAAGACCUCUGGUACACGGUGGACUUCAGUGCAUCUCGUAAGGAGACCACCACACCACCAUCCACAAGUGCAGGCGGCACACAUCAGGAGAACAUCAAGGACCACGAGACUAAAGAUCUCAAGGCAAGGGCGGAGAUUUUAGUCUUUGAUUUGGUCCGUUUCUCCGGAUGUGGUUAUGUUUCUGCAGAAUUCCGAUUCAAGGUAGGGCGAACAUUGGUGGACUUUGCCCUGACCUCUGAGGAGGCAUGUAGUCUCGUGAGGAAGACUUUGGACCGGGAGAUGCUCCGUCUUCGUAAAGAAGAGAGUUCGCCCCAGAAAUUGAUUCACCUUUACAGGUUCAUAAAGAGGUAUCCCAUGAUAUUUGUUGGCAUGAAGUGCCAACUUUCUUCAUGGGUCCUCGAGGAUCUUUAUGAUUCAGACCUCUCUUCAGAGGAUGAAUCUGAUGAGGUUGUACCUGCUGCUGCCCCUGCUCCUGCUGACCCUCCAGCAGUGAUCCUUCCCUCUCCUCCUCCUGCACCUGCACAUGCUCCUGCUGACCCUCCAGCAGUGCUCCUUCCCUCGCCACCUCCUGCUCCUGCUGACCCUCCAGCAGUGAUCCUUCCCUCGCCACCUCCUGCUCCUGCUGACCCUCCAGCAGUGAUCCUUCCCUCGCCACCUCCUGCUCCUGCUGACCCUCCAGCAGGGGUUCCACCCUCCCCUAGUGUGUCUCAACCUUCACCUCCAGAUGGAUCGACUGCUCCGGUUGAGACGCCUCAGCCCCAGACGCCUCCAUCCUCUCAGCAAACCAGUGCAGACAAGGUGGAGGAUAAGAAGGUGGAGACUAGUUUACCAUCUCCACCUUCACCUCCUGAUGGGUCAACCGCUCCGGUUGCACCUCCUCAGCCCCAAACGCCUCCAUCCUCUCAGCAAACUAGUGCAGAUGAGGUGGAGGAUAUGGAGGUGGAGACUAGUUUACCAGCUCCACCUUCACCUCCGGAUGGGUCAACCGCUCCGGUUGCACCUCCUCAGCCCCAAACGCCUCCAUCCUCUCAGCAAAAUAAAGCUGAUGAGGUGGAGGACAUGGAGGUGGAGGCUAGAUUUCCAGCUCCACCUUCACCUCCUGAUGGGUCAACCGUUCAGGUUGCGUCUCCGCAGACGCCUCCUCAGCCCCAAACGCCUCCUCAGCCGUCUUCGUCCUCUCAGCAAACUAGUGCAGAUGAGGUGGAGGACAUGGAGGUGGAGGCUAGUUUACCAGCUCUACCUUCACCUCCAGAUGGCUCAACCGUUCAGGUUGCGUCUCCGCAGACGCCUCCUCAGCCCCAAACGCCUCCUCAGCCCCAAACGCCUCCUCAGCCACAGCCGUCUUUGUCCUCUCAGCAAACUAGUGCAGACAAGGUGGAGGACAUGGAGGUGGAGACUAGUUUACCAUCUCUACCUCCAUCUCCAGAUGGGUCAACCGCUCCGGUUGCAUCUCCUCAGCCACAGACGCCUCCUCAGCCCCAAAUGCCUCCAUCCUCUCAGCAAACUAGUGCAGAUGAGGUGGAGGAUAUGGAGGUGGAGACUAGUUUACCAUCUCCACCUCCACCUCCAGAUGGGUCAACCGCUCCGGUUGCACCUCCUCAGCCCCAGCCGUCUUCGUCCUAUCAGCAAAGUAAUGAGAUGGAGCUGACAUCAAUAAUGGCCAGACUCUGUCUCACAGAAACUGAUAUUAAAGCUCAACCUUCACCUCCGGAUGGGUCAACCGCUCCGGUUGCGUCUCCGCAGACGCCUCCUCAGCCCCAAACGCCUCCUCAGCCCCAAACGCCUCCUCAGCCCCAAACGCCUCCUCAGCCCCAAACGCCACCUCAGCCCCAGACGCCUCCUCAGCCCCAGACGCCUCCUCAGCCCCAAACGCCUCCUCAGCCCCAAACGCCUCCUCAGCCCCAAACGCCUCCUCAGCCCCAAACGCCUCCUCAGCCCCAAACGCCUCCUCAGCCCCAAACGCCUCCUCAGCCCCAGACGUCUUCAUCCUCUCAGCAAAGUAAUGAGAUGGAGCUGACGUCAAUUAUGGCCAGACUCUGGCUCACAGAAACUGAUAUUAAAGCUCAACAUUCAUCUCCUCACGGGCUGUUGGCGGAGGUCACGCCACCUCAGGCCAUACUUUCACCUCCUCACAGACAAGCGCCUCCUCCCGCCUCAUCUCCACAGUGUCGCGCUUUUAAGCGUCCGCCUCCUCCGUCACAGGAUGAGAUGAAGCCGACGCCAAAGACGGACAGUCGGAAUAGGCUGUCGGCUGAGGUCACGCCGCCUCCGGCCCAGACACCAUCGUCUGCUCAGCAAAAUAAAGCAGACACUGCCGUGGCCGACUGUUCUUCAGUUUCUCAACCUUCAACUAAUAACAGUCGGCCAAUCCGGCAAGUGUCUCCUCCCGCCUCUCCUCGUAAGCGUCCGGCUCCUAAGCGUCCGGCGUCUUUACAGGAUGAUCCGGAUGAGAUGGAGCCGACGCCAAAGAGGCCCAGGCUGUGCAAUACCGAUAUUAAAGCUCAACAUUCAUCUCCUCACGGGCUGUUGACUGAUGUCACGCCACCUCAGGCCCAACUUUCACCUCCUCACAGACAAGCGCCUCCUCCCGCCUCACCUCCUCAGCGUCGUGCUGUCAAGCGUCCGGCGUCUUCACAGGAUGAUCCGGAUGAGAUGGAGCCGACGCCGAAGAGGGAGAGGCUAAAUGGGCUGUCGACUGAGGUCACGCCUCCUCCGGCCCAGACGCCAUCAUCCUCUCAGCAAAAUAAAGCAGACGCUGGGGAGGUCGAGUGCUCUUCUGUGUCUCAACUUUCACCUCCUCAGAGACAUAUGCCUCCUCCCGCCUCUUGUCGCCGUCUUUGGCGUCCGGCUCCGUCUUCACAGGAUGAGAUGGAGCCGACGCCAAAGAGGGCCAAACUUAACAGGCUGUCGGCUGGUGUCACGCCUCCUCCGGCCCAGACGCCCUCAUCCGCUCAGCAAAAUAAAGCAGACACUGCCGUGGCCGACUGUUCUUCAGUUUCUCAACCUUCAACUAAUAACAGUCGGCCAAUCCGGCAAGUGUCUCCUCCCGCCUCUCUUCCUAAACGUCGUGCUCUUAAGCGUCCCGCUCCAUCCACUUCACAGGAAGCAUCUGAAGGCAUGGUAUCAGACGCCAAGAGACCCAGACUUGAUGGGUUACUUUAAAAAAAAAAAAGAAGAAGAAGAAGAAGAGACCCAACUUCACCUCCUCAAACCCCACCCCUAUGAGCAGAAAAUAAAUAAAAAUAUUUUGAUAUUAAACAGAGUAGAGUAGUGGAAAAAAACAAAAAUGAGAAAGAUUGUUUGUGACGCAUUCAUUAUGUUCAUUUAUUGUGUCAAACUUAAAUGUAAUGCGAUUAUCAGCCGCAUCAAAUGAAAAGAGGAAAAAUCAUGAUCAGGUUUUACCAACAUUUCCAUCAUCCACUAGAAAGCACUUACAGCCAAACUUACUGUAAACCUAAUAAGACAAAGAACCAAGUUAGGUUGAAAUCACUGAGAGAGAAAGUUAACUUAGUCUAAAGUUUCUCUGUUCUCCUUUAACUCCUUUAGUAACACUAAACAGACAGAUCACAGAUGAGUUCAAACAGUUAACUAACUUAAAAUCAAUUCAAGGUCUUUACAUCUUCUAACAAUCUGAUUACGAGGUUAAAAGAUCAAAAAGGUUUUCAAACGUCUCUCUACAGCUUAUGACGUAUAAUAUAUGAGAGAUUUCUGACUGCAGCAAUAACUUAUAAAAAAACACUUAUUUUUAUUAUCAUAAGAAAACAUUGAAGUUUAUUGGUUAUGACGUGGACGACUAAUGAAAACAUAAAUCAUUUCUGAAGAGUUUGUUUUGAAUAAAUACAGUAAAUCAUCUUUUAUUUAAAAUCUAAAGGUGAAAACAUCUGUUAAGAGAGAUCUGUAUACGAGCUGUUAACUGUUAAUGUUUGUAUAUAGCACAUGAUUCACAUUGUUUUCUUUAUCACACUGCAUUCAGGGAUCUUGAUGGCCACAUAAAGGAGGUGACCUAUAAAGCAGCACAACAUUUUAUUCAUCUGUUUCAGAGGUAAGUUAUUUUAUUACAAAUGUUACUUUAUAAAGUCACUGUUUUAUUAAAGUCAUUUAAAAUGAUAAAUAUCCAGUGAUGCUCUGAAUGAACUGAGAUUUAUUGAACACACAGUGUUUCUGUUCAUCUCAUGUUAUUCUUGAGUAUUUAUAGAGUAAUAUUUCAUCCCGAAGAGUCUUUAGUUUGAUCAGAUUUAUAAAAGAGAGAUCAGCUUUAACUCUGGAGGUGAACCGCGGGAGGAGUGAGUCAAGAACAAGCAACACACACAAAACAUUAUCUCACUAUCUCUUGAUAACUUAUAAUUCACUACAUGUUCAUAUCAAUGAUUAAUUCAUGAAUUCAGCUUUAAACAAACACACACACACACACACAACUUCACUGUUACUCUGUUUCAGGGUUUAUUUUAGUUAAUGAUAUUUAUCUUCAGAGGACGUCUGCGCAUGCGUGCACUUAUGAUGAGCGUUCAGCAGUGCUAUAUUAUAAUGUUAAAGCACUUUUAUUACAUUUACAGAUGCAAAUAUUAAUUGCUGUCUAUCUCUGUCUGUUUUCUUUUUGAAAAUAAAAUAUUUUUUAAUAAAA